GCUGCACCUGCAACCAAGGACCAAUGGGACCUCCUGGUCCACGUGGUCCUGAUGGAAAGAACGGAAGAGACGGUGCUAACGGUAGAGCAGGACGGCCUGGAAAGAAUGCACCUAAGGGAGCGGUGAUGGAACAAUUGCCUAAGCAGACUUGUACCAAGUGCCCUGAUGCCCAAAGCGGACCGCCUGGACCUCCUGGACAACGCGGUCCAAAGGGUCCUCCAGGUUUGCAGGGGCCACGAGGUCCAGCUGGCUCUAAGGGUCCAAAAGGAGAUGAUGGGCGAGUAAUAUCAGGUGAAGGUAGGGCUGGUCCACCGGGUCCUAUGGGACCACCAGGAAGAGACGGACCUCCUGGUCCCAGAGGUAGAAGUGGCAAGCCAGGUUCCAGAGGAGAACGUGGUCCACCGGGAGAGGCAGGGUUACCAGGUCCUUCUGGUAAACAAGGCAUUAAAGGACCACCAGGAAGACUCGGCCCAGGUGGCACAACUGGAGGAUGCGAACAUUGUCCGCCACCGAGAACAGCACCAGGAUACUAAAU
Soboliphyme baturini is the source of this 535-nucleotide messenger RNA. The record is from the annotation of a GenBank genome assembly. NCBI's taxonomy places the organism in Eukaryota, Metazoa, Nematoda, Enoplea, Dioctophymatida, Soboliphymatidae.